Molecule: messenger RNA, 2049 nt
Organism: Dictyostelium purpureum
Lineage: Eukaryota; Evosea; Eumycetozoa; Dictyosteliales; Dictyosteliaceae
Exons: 3
Coding region: 1-2049 (682 amino acids)
Biological process (GO): translational initiation
Cellular component (GO): eukaryotic translation initiation factor 4F complex
Molecular function (GO): translation initiation factor activity; RNA 7-methylguanosine cap binding
Source: RefSeq, a predicted model, not a curated record
AUGACGGAUAUUUUAAAUAAUGAUUUCGUUGAUAAAGAUAGCAAGAAAAAGAAGCAGAUUUUCGUUGCUCAAGAACAUCAAGCAGAUUCACUCGAAAAAUCAAAAAAUUUAUUGAAAAAACAACAAAACAAAGAUGAAGAUUCAGAAUUAUUACCAUUGGAAAAUGAAUGGUCAUUUUGGGAAGAUCACUACACAAACAAUAACAAUUCAAUUGCUUCAAUUGAUGAAUAUUUAAAUGCUUUAAAACAAUUAUAUUCAUUUUCAACAAUUCAAGAAUUUUGGUUAAGCUUUAAUAGAAUACCAAAUAUUUCAAAGUUACCAAAUAAUUCAUGCUUUCAUUUAUUCAAAAAAGGAACAAGACCAAUUUGGGAAGAAAAUGAAGAGGGUGGUGAAUUUGUUUUAAAAGUUAAAAAAUUUCAAACUGAUGAAAUCUGGAAUGAGUUGGUAUUAUCUGUAGUUGGGGAGCAGUUCAGUUCAUACUUACCUGAUAACGAUGAUAUUUGUGGUAUUUCUAUUAGAAAGAAACAAGGUACCGAUUUCAAUAUGAUUCAUAUUUGGAACAAGAAUACCAAUGGUAGAGAGGACAUCCCAAGAGCUAUUAAACAUUUAUUCCCACUUUUAUUGGAUGAGUGUAUGCAAACAUUCUACAGAGAGCAUGGAAAUAAACCACAGCAAGCAUUACCAUCUCAACAACAAAUUCGUAUGCAACAAUUAAAGAAUAUGAAUAAAUCUGCAUCUGUAUUAAAGCCAUCAUCAAAUGCAUUUGUUCCACGUAAAACUGUUCGUUUCAGUUUACCAAAAUCAAAAUCAGAAUCAGUUAUUGCCAGCCCAACAUCAACUAGAAAUUCAAGUGAUAAUAAGCAAUCAAAGAAAUUAAUAUCAACCGAAGAAGCCUCACCAGGUAAUUUUGAUUUAAAGCCAAUCCUUUCAAACAAAACCGCCAAAAUACCUGUUUCUAUGGGCCAAAUUAAAGAUUUAAAACCAAAACCAAUUAAUUUUGAUGAUUUUAAUCAAGAGGAUGAAGGCUUAAGAGACGACUGGGUCGAAGAAAAGAAUAAAGAAUUUGAAAAAGAAAUAGAAAAAGAAAUAAAAAAAGAAGUUGAGAAAGAAAUACAAAAAAGAAGACCUGAAGGUGUUGAAGACUCUGAACUAGAAGAAGAGGAGUUGGGUCAUGAAUACUCUCCAAUUGCAAAUGAUGAAAUCGUUCCAAAUUUAUCAUAUAACAAUUAUAAGGAUGAAGUUGUACCAGAAACAAAUCAAAAUGAUAAUGAAGAUUUAAUCCACCAUGGCUAUAGUGACGAAACCGAAUUACCUGAGCUAAAGAAACAAAAAAUCAAUUUUGACUUUGAUCCAGCCGAAAUAUUGAAUGAUCCAGUAAGCAACCUCGAAAAAUUAGUUCAAGAAGAAGAAGAAGAAGAAGAAGAAGAAGAACUACCAAAGAAAAAGAAGAGACAACAAAAAAAGAAACAACAAAAAAAACAAAAACCAAUUGAACAAGAACCAGUCAAUGAAUCAAUUGAUAACGAAAAUGGUGCUCUCGAUGAUUUAUUAAGUGAAAAGGAAAUUAAACAAUUAAAUGAAUUUCUUAAUCAAGAAAAACAACAAGAGCAAGAACAACAAUUAAAAGAAACUAAAGAUUUGUUAGAAAAAGACUUGGUUCAAGAUGAAAAAGACAUUGAUGAAAAAUUAGAAAAGGAACAAUUAGAAAAAAGUAUUGACAAGGAUAUUGACGACAUUGUCGAUGAAUUAUCAGAAAGUGAAAUCGAUGAAGAAUUAAAUGAAGAAAUUGACUCAUGGGAACAAGAAUUAGGUAUUGAAGAUCCAGGCCAUAUAUUCCGUGAAGGCUUUAAAAGUGAAUAUAAAGAUGAACUCAAAAAAAAUUUAAAAGAAGAUAUAAAAGAGGUAGUUAAAGAAGAAAUUAACGAAAUUGUUGAAAAUUCAAAAAAACAACAAAGACAACAAGAAUCAAAAGAAAAAGAAAAACAAAAGCAUGGAAUUAAAUAUGACAUCCUAUCCGACCAACCAACCAUCGAAGAAGAAGAAUGGUAA